This is a messenger RNA of Coccomyxa subellipsoidea C-169, 732 nucleotides long. RefSeq lists its product as hypothetical. The transcript is spliced from 5 exons. Gene Ontology annotation, biological process: regulation of gene expression. The record is from RefSeq and is a predicted model, not a curated record. Gene Ontology annotation, molecular function: mRNA binding. Lineage: Eukaryota; Viridiplantae; Chlorophyta; Trebouxiophyceae; Coccomyxaceae. Bases 1 to 732 code for a protein of 243 amino acids. Gene Ontology annotation, cellular component: cytoplasm; nucleus.
AUGGCACAGCAGUACGCACCGAAAGGCGAGCCAGGCCAGCCGUCCUACGCGCCUCCCCAGCAGUACCCCCCCGCAGGAGUGCAGCCGGCCCCCUACGCAGCCCCACAGCAGGACCUCGGUGGCCCACCUCCCCAACAGGGACCCCCCUACCAGCCACAGCCGCAAUACCAAGCGCCACCAGCAGGCCCGGAGGCGGGCCCGUACAGCCCGCAAGCGGCAGGCAGCAAGCGGCGGUACGAUGAUAGGGACGGACCCCCCGAUGCCAAGCGGCAGGCCAUAGGCGCGGCUGAGGGCCCGCAGACCGAGACCGUGUACCGCCUGCUCGUCCAGUCCAAGAAGGUGGGCAGCGUGAUCGGCAAGGCCGGCACGAUAGUGAAGGCAAUCCGCGACGAGACGGGGGCGCGCAUCCGUGUGGUUGAAGGCGUGCCCAACUGCGACGAGCGAGUCAUCGUCAUCUCCGCGCGCUCCGACGCCGCCCGCCACACCGACGCCGCGCAGGAGGCGCUUUUCAAGGUGCAUGCGCGCGUGCACGAGCAUGAGGAGGGCCCUCACCCACCGCCGGCCAACGCGACCACGCGCAUGCUCGUCUGCCACACGCAGGCCGGCUGCCUCAUCGGCAAGGCGGGGGCGAUCAUAAAAGAGAUCAGGGAGGCGUCGGGCGCGCACAUCAAGAUCCUGCCGGCCGAGGACCUGCCGCCGUGCGGGCUUAGUAACGAUCGCGUCGUGCAGUGA